AUGAAAGCACCUUGGGAUCUAUUAGCUCUUCGCACACAGUACUAUGAAGCUGCCAUAAAAGCAAUGUUACAAUCCAUAGGUGUACCACUUGAAAAGUUAAAAUUUGUCAGAGGUACAGAAUAUCAGCUAAGCAAGGAAUACACACUUGAUGUCUACCGUAUGUCAUCUGUAGUUACAGACCAUGAUGCUAGAAAAGCAGGUGCUGAGGUUGUGAAACAAGUGGAUCAUCCAUUACUAAGUGGACUUCUGUACCCUGGACUUCAAGCAUUGGAUGAAGAAUACUUGAAAGUUGAUGCUCAAUUUGGUGGUGUGGAUCAGAGAAAAAUUUUCACAAUGGCAGAAAAAUAUCUACCACAACUGGGUUAUGCAAAAAGGGUACAUCUAAUGAAUCCUAUGGUGCCAGGACUUACUGGAGGUAAAAUGUCAGCAUCUGAAGAAGAUAGUAAGAUUGAUCUCUUAGAUAACCCUGCAAAUGUUAAGAAGAAACUUAAAAAAGCUUUCUGUGAACCUGGUAAUAUUACUGAGAAUGGAAUCUUAUCAUUUACAAAGUUUGUAGUAUUUCCACUGAUGAAGAAUGAUGAAAGUUUUAAAAUCAGUAGACCAGUAGAGUAUGGUGGUGAUCUUGAGUUUUCUAAUUUUGAAGAUCUUGAAAAUGCAUUUGCUAAACAAGAAAUACAUCCAGGUGAUCUGAAAGCUAGUGUUGAAGCUGCUAUCAAUAGACUUUUGGCUCCUAUUCAGGAAAUUUUCAAAGACCCCAAGUUACAAGAACUUGCCAAGAAGGCUUACCCACCUCCUUCUAAAAGUAAAGGUAAUGCAGCAGCAGCUUCUGAUGAAAGUACACCAACCAAACUAGAUAUUAGAGUUGGACGUAUAGUUGAGGUAUCCAGACAUCCGGAUGCUGAUGCUCUAUAUGUAGAAAAGAUUGACCUUGGAGAAGAUGAGCCAAGAACUAUUGUAUCUGGCUUAGUAAACUAUGUACCUAUUGAAGAAAUGCAAAAUCGAGAUGUUGUUGUGUUAUGUAACUUAAAACCAGCUAAAAUGCGUGGUAUAGAGUCAAGAGGUAUGGUACUUUGUGCUUCCAUUGAUGAGCCUAAACAGGUAGAGCCGUUACUAGCUCCAGAAGGUAGUAAGCCAGGUGACCGGGUAGUUAUAGAGAAUUAUGAAUCUGGCAAACCAGAUGAUGUUUUAAAUCCUAAGAAAAAAGUAUGGGAAAAAUUGCAAAUUGAUUUGAAAACGAAUGAAAAGCUUUUGGCAGUAUGGCAGGGUAAUAAGCUUAUAAGCAAAGUAAAUGGAAAUCCUGUUACAACUAAGUCUAUAAAGAAUGCACCUAUUAAAUAG
Molecule: messenger RNA, 1338 nt
Organism: Arctia plantaginis
Lineage: Eukaryota; Metazoa; Arthropoda; Insecta; Lepidoptera; Erebidae
Source: the annotation of a GenBank genome assembly